CCAUUUUAGUUUCUUUAUUGACAAAGGAUUCUGAUAAACCCAUUUGGGGUUUUUCCCCUCUGGAUCCCACCUCCACUAGCCUGACAAAUUGAUACUGCUCUGCCAGAUAUACAGUACAAGGAAAGCAUGUGAUGCCUGUAUGAUUCAAGGGAAAGUCCUUUUUGACAUGCUUUCUUCAAUUGUCAAAAUGGGAUGGGGCAGCUUUUGCACUGAAAGCAGUUGUGUAAACUAAAGUACAAGAACUUCCCAAAUGUUUAAAGACUGUUAAUCAUGAGGCUGAUUCUAUUCGCAUAUGCAUUCAAAGUUGCAUAUUGAAGUAUUUCAUUUUCAGGUUCUUACUUUUGUACAGGCAGGGGUUAUUCUGAAUUGCCUUUAAUGCACACAACUACCUCCCAGAGGAAGACUUGUCCCAUUCUUCCAAAAAUAGUUCAUUAUGAACAUAAUGGAAAAUAGCCCUUUCUUGGCUAGCAUCAUGAAGCAGAGUGCUUUGUGCGGUGAACUGAAGUAUGACUUGUCCUGUGAACUCUACAGAAUGUCGACGUUUUCUACCUUCCCUGUUAACGUGCCACUGUCAGAACGGAGUCUUGCCCGGGCUGGGUUUUAUUACACUGGCGUGCAAGAUAAAGUUAAGUGCUUCAGUUGUGGCUUAACAUUGGAUAACUGGCAACCAGGAGAUAAUGCUAUGGAAAAACAUAAACAGCUGUAUCCUAGCUGCAGUUUUGUUCAAAACAUGCUUUCGGUUAACAACCUGGGACUGUCCUCUCGUUCUGCCUUUUCGCCUCUGGUCACAAACAGUCUCUCACCAUCUCUACAUUCCAUAACACUUUCUCCAAGUUUAGAACAAGUUGGAUAUUUCAGUGGCUCUUUUUGCAGUUUUCCUCAAGACCCAAUAACUACGAGGGCAGUUGAAGACCUUUCAUUCUUGAGACCUAAACUUCACAAUCCUUCAAUGAGUACAGAAGAUGCUAGACUACGCACUUUUCACUCAUGGCCACUGACGUUUCUCUCGCCCACUGAUCUGGCAAAGGCUGGGCUUUAUUACUUGGGGACAGCAGACAAAGUUGCUUGUUUCACCUGUGGUGGUCAACUGAGUAACUGGGAACCAAAAGAUAAUGCUAUGUCAGAGCAUCGGAGACACUUUCCUAAAUGCCCUUUUGUGGAAAACCUUACCCGAGACCAGCCAAGUUUCAAUGUUUCAAAUGUGAGCAUGCAAACCCAUGAAGCACGUGUUAAAACAUUCAUAAAUUGGCCAACUAGAAUUCCAGUUCAGCCUGAACAGCUUGCAGAUGCUGGCUUUUACUAUGUAGGCCGCAAUGAUGAUGUCAAGUGUUUUUGCUGUGAUGGUGGGUUAAGGUGCUGGGAAUCUGGAGAUGAUCCAUGGAUUGAGCAUGCAAAGUGGUUUCCAAGGUGUGAGUAUCUGCUCCGUGUAAAAGGAGGGGAGUUUGUAAGUCAAAUUCAGGCCAGGUUCCCCCAUCUUCUUGAACAGCUCUUGUCAACCUCUGAUACGCCUGUAGAUGAAAACAUUGAUCCCGCAAUUAUUCAUUUUGAACCUGGAGAGAGUCAUUCAGAAGAUGCAAUCAUGAUGAACACGCCUGUGGUUAAAGCUGCCUUGGAGAUGGGAUUCAGUAGAAGGCUAAUAAAGCAAACAGUGCAAAGUAAAAUCUUGGCCACUGGAGAAAACUACAAGACUGUUAAUGAUCUUGUGUCUGAUCUGCUCACUGCUGAAGAUGAGAAGAGGGAAGAAGAGAAAGAGAGACAGUUUGAAGAAGUGGCAUCAGAUGAUUUGUCCUUAAUACGGAAGAAUCGAAUGGCUUUAUUCCAACGUUUAACAUGCGUACUUCCAAUCCUCGGGAGUUUAUUAUCAGCUAAAGUGAUUACGGAACUUGAGCAUGAUGUUAUUAAGCAGAAGACUCAGACACAAUUGCAAGCAAGGGAACUGAUAGAUACAGUUUUAGUGAAAGGAAAUGAAGCAGCCAGCAUAUUUAAAAACUGUCUACGAGAUUGUGACCCUGUACUGUACAAAGAUUUAUUUGUGGAGAAGAACAUGAAGUAUGUUCCCACUGAAGAUGUUUCAGGUUUACCUAUGGAAGAACAACUAAGAAGAUUGCAAGAGGAAAGAACAUGUAAAGUUUGCAUGGACAAAGAAGUUUCUAUUGUUUUUAUUCCAUGCGGUCACUUAGUGGUAUGCAAAGAAUGUGCACCGUCCCUUAGAAAAUGCCCUAUUUGCAGGGGGACAAUAAAGGGUACAGUUCGUACAUUUCUUUCGUAAAGAGGGAAACUUGCAAAAUGUCUUUGUUCCUUCAUCCUCCAACUGCUGAAGCUUAAGCCAGCAGUGUCUUAAGAAUGGAAAAUUGUGGUACAGAAGAUGAUUAAUCAACUACCUAACACUGUUGUGUAAUAGUAAACAUCAUUAUGAACAUACUAGGUCUUCCUUGCCAAAGACUAUUUCUGUUCAUAAAACUAACUCAAUACUAAAGUGAAGUUUUUGUAGCUUUCCUUUCCGAGUAAGGAAAGCAGUUUCACUAGUAUGCCCUUGUGUCAGUUUGAAUAAAAAGCUUUCUGGUUGAGUUCCUAAAAUGGUGCUUGGCAUAACUCUUCUGAUGAGUUUCCUCCAUGUGGAUGUGAG
This is a messenger RNA of Fulmarus glacialis (Northern fulmar), 2626 nucleotides long. Its product is annotated as inhibitor of apoptosis protein. Gene Ontology annotation, biological process: regulation of cell cycle; regulation of apoptotic process. Gene Ontology annotation, cellular component: cytoplasm; spindle microtubule; nucleus. The coding region runs from base 434 to 2269 and encodes 611 amino acids. The record is from RefSeq and is a predicted model, not a curated record. The transcript has 8 exons. NCBI's taxonomy places the organism in Eukaryota, Metazoa, Chordata, Aves, Procellariiformes, Procellariidae.